UUCCUAAUAAUUCAACCCAGGUUGAAUACAACUUUUAAUCAGAACCUUAAAAGAAAUAUAAAUGAGGAGAAACAAAGAAGCUGUAGAAACAUUGGUUUAAGCGUAUGGUGAGCCCGGGAAUUUCAUCUUGCAAACAAAUUCAACGAACUUAUUUCAAAAUUUCUCUCUGAUAUCCAUGUUAUACUGCCUGCAUUAUGCUAUCACAAAUCCUUAAAAGGAUGGGCCAAUUCUCAUAUCAAUAUCAAUGUGCCAAGGCUACCUUCACUACUGUAAGUACAAAAUUCCAAUGCAACGAUGAAAUAGUUGAUCACCAAAACAUAAAAUUUAUCGCGGAAGUCAAAUUAUAUCAUGCCCGCGUGAUUUUGAAUGGAAUGGACAAUAGUAUAUUACAAACCAAAUUGGUAAACUUGUAUUGUAGCCAUGGAUGUUUAGAUACUGCACUCCAGCUGUUUGACAAAAUGUCGCAGAGAAAUGUGUUUGCCUGGACUGAGAUUAUUUCGGGGUAUGUGAGGCACGGCUAUUAUGAAGACACGCUUGAUAUCUAUUAUCAAAUGCUAAUGCAAGAGGAGAGUGUGCAGGCUGACCAUUAUGUUUAUCCCAAGGUUGUAAAGGCCUGUGCUCAGCUGAUGGCUCUGCAACAAGGCAGGGAGAUCCACGCUUCCAUAAUUAAAACUGGGUACGAGUCCAAUGUUUACGUUGCAAACGCACUCAUGGACAUGUAUUCAAAACUUGCUAGAAUGGAGGAAGCACAUCAAUUGUUUGACAAAAUUGUUUUCAGGAAUAGAAUUUCAUGGAACACUUUGAUUGCAGGGUAUGCUCAGAGAGGGUACACUGAUGAUGCAUCUAAUUGUUUUAGGCAAAUGAAAGAAGAUGGUAUUGAACCAGAUGUAACCACUUGGAAUACUAUGAUCACCAGCUAUGCACAGAGUGGACAGUGCCACAAGGCAUUGGGUUUCUUUUGUCAAAUGCAACAACAGGCUGACAUAUUACCCAAUGUGAUUUCAUGGACUGCCAUGAUUGCUGGAUAUUCUCAGAAUGGACUCCAUGAUAAGGCCUUGGAAUUUUUUUAUGAGAUGCAACAGGUAGGGGUGAGAUCUGACUCGGUCACAAUCUCUAAUGUGCUCUCUGCCUGUGCACAUGUUGCGUCUUUGCAAAAGGGGAAGGAAAUCCAUGGCUAUAUUGUCAGAAAUAGUAAUGAGUUUCAUUCGUCUGUUUGCAGUGCCCUUAUAGCAAUGUAUAGUGCUUGUGGGAACAUAGCAGGUGCUCGAUGGGUGUUUGACAGAACUCCUGAAACAGAUAAACAUUUGGUCUUGUGGAAUGCGAUGAUUGCAGGCUAUUCCCAAAAUGGAGACAACAGCCAAGCAUUGGAACUCUUCCGAGAUAUGCAAAUACGGUGUGGUAGACUGGAUUCAGUCACCAUAGCAAGCGUUCUGCCUGCUUGUGCUGGAUUGGCAACCUUGAAACAGGGCAAGGAAAUUCAUGCUUAUGCAAUUAGAAAUGGUUUCGUCUGUGUUGUUCUUGUGCAGAAUGCUCUAAUAGACAUGUAUGCUAAAUGCGGGAAUAUAAGGUAUGCACGUCUGGUUUUUGACAAUAUGUCUGAAAGAGAUGUGGUGUCUUGGACUGUAAUGAUUGCAGGCUAUGGCAUGCAUGGGCUCGGUGAAGAUUCUGUUUCUAUUUUCCGCCAAAUGCAACAAGCAGGCAUGAAGCCAAACCUUGUUACCUUUACUUGCCUCAUGUCUGCCUGCAGUCAUACAGGCCUUUUGGAUGAAGGUUUGGAAUACUUCAGUUCCAUGACUAGAGAUCUUCAAAUCAAACCUAGCAUGGAGAUAUACGCCUGCACAGUUGAUCUCCUUGGUCGUGCCGGACGGUUGGACGAGGCCCAGAAGAUCAUUGAAAGCAUGCCAUUUCAACCGAAUGCUUGUUUGUGGGGGGCGUUGCUUGGUGCAUGCAGAAUGCAUUCCAAUAUUCAAGUAGGAGAAUAUGCUGCAAAACAGCUUUAUAAAUUAGAGCCUGAAAAUGCUGCCAAUUAUGUGCUGAUGUCAAAUAUCUAUGCAGCAGCUGGCAGAUGGUACGAUGUAGCAAAGGUGAGAAAAAUGAUGGAGGAGGCUGGAUUGAAAAAACCUCCAGGAUGCAGUUGGAUUGAGGUUAAGAACAAGCUGCACACGUUUGUUCAGGGAGAAGAAUCACAUCCACAGAUGGACGAGAUAGAUGCAACGUUAGACAGAGUAGCUGGGUAGAUGAGGAAGUCAAUAACUUUUUCUGAAACGAAAUAUUAACUCUGAUCUUGCAAAGGUGGAGGAAGCAUAAAAUAUUUGUUGACACUGAGAAAUUAGCCAUAUUGACUCUUGAACUAGUCAACUUACGCUCUGAACCAUAAAAAAAUUCGUUUGUAAUGACAGCAACUGGGCCGCCAAGCGCAUCUCCAAAGCACUGGAUUGGGAAUUCGGGGAUCGAUCCUGAAACAAAUUAUUUGCUCUGAGCUUGGAAAAAUGGAGGAAGCAUAAAUUAUUUGUUGCCACAAUGAGAGCUGAUCAUUGCUUUUGUGCCUAUUCAACACAUGCUCUAGGUCAUCAAAAAUCUUUGUGUGUCUUGAAUGCAACUCGGCCACUAAAUUCAUCUCCAAACCUGCUUUGCAUGAGAAUAUUUGCCAGAGAUCCCAAUUAUUGCUAUCAUUUCAUGGAUGUAUAUAGUUAUUAUUGGGGAUCAUUUAAGCAAGCAACAAAUACUCUUUUGCAUCGUAACAACUUCCCCCGCAGCAAUUGGCCAUUCUCUUUUUUACCGAUAUUGCAGUGCCUUAUAUAAUGUUGAGGAAUAGGAGACCCUAUCAGCUACUCCAUUAUUCAUAGAUUCAUAAUCAUCGCGCAACUUAUUGGACAUGAGCUACACACUCUUAUUUAGUCGUGAUUGUAGUUACAGUAUAAGGUAACUAAACAGGACGCUGAUGUUUGGGUAGGGCACAAAGUACAAGCAAGCUAUCUAACUCUCACAUAGGAAAUGAGGUCCAGAUCAUAAACCACAAUUCAUAUAUACAAAGGAAUGAUAUGAUUUAUUGUAUGGAUCCGAAUAUGAAUCAUGAAUUGAUUACAAUUGAGAGACAUUUGUCUUUGAUAUUCUGGAAACAAUCAUCUACAUUAUCUUAUCUAUGCUAUAAAAAUUAGUUUCUUGGAUGUUGCAUUUUA
This is a messenger RNA of Cryptomeria japonica (Japanese cedar), 3179 nucleotides long. Its product is annotated as pentatricopeptide repeat-containing protein DOT4, chloroplastic. Gene Ontology annotation, molecular function: protein binding; RNA binding. The transcript has a single exon. Gene Ontology annotation, biological process: RNA modification. Lineage: Eukaryota; Viridiplantae; Streptophyta; Pinopsida; Cupressales; Cupressaceae. The coding region runs from base 195 to 2237 and encodes 680 amino acids. The record is from RefSeq and is a predicted model, not a curated record.